UCGUGCUUUGCUAUACCAGUACAGCAAAUUACUUGGGUCGAUAGUCACGUGGGCUUGCUGGCAUAACACAGCAGUCCCCGGAGUUAUCGUUGUCCCUAAACCUCCUUCAUCGGUGCUUACGGCCUCUCUCAUCGUCCGCAAUGCCUCAGCCUGAGGAUGGCAACUCGUCCAGUAAUCAUGGGGACCACUCAGAUUAUCAUAACACAACGUCCACCUCGUACCCUCAUUCUUCUUCUCGACCCCCUCUGCGGCACAAUGAUUCUACCGAAGGCUCGUCCGUACACCUACGACCAGACUCACCAUCACAAAGGAUGAGCUCAGAAUCCAGUCGAAUAUCUUCACCCACGAAAUGGCGAGACACGGCAACAGCAAUCACUGAAUCUCAUGAAUCCACGAAUGGCGCUAUCAAUGUAGAACCCCCACAGCUGGUGGAAACGACGUUCGAUGAAAGUAUACUCAGGACACUGUGCGAUAUGGAUUGCAGUAUACCGUUGCUUCUCGACCGAAUCAAACAGAGUAUGGUCUCGUGCAGAGAAGCCUCAGUGUUUUUGAAGAAGCGGGCUGCCAUCGAGGAGGAGUACGGGAAGAGUCUGCAAAAAUUGGCACGCUCAACCGCCGAGAUGUAUGCCAUGAAUGACGGGAAGGCUGGAACUUUUGUCACUGCAUGGCAGACGUCAAUGCGAAUACAUGAUACGAUGGGUGACAACCGAAUACGGUUCUCUCAGCGUCUGAAUGAAAUGAGCGAUGAAUUAGGGACCAUCGUGAAGGAAGUAGACAAGAAUAGGAAAUCAACCAAGGAGCUUGCCACCCGUUAUGAGCGUGCCCUGCAAGAGGCGGAGGGACACACAGAGAAGAGCAGGAAUCGUCUCGAUGUAUCGUCAGAAGAACUAGAACGUGUUUUACUACAGAAGGAAGGAGAGUCCUUGAAAGACAACUCUGUACAAGCAAGGAGUGGCGCUGGAGGGAAGCGGGUAAUUGGCAAAGCCGUUGCGAAAGGGGGUUUACUACUCAAAGGCAAAAACCCGGGCAAUAUACAACGACAGGAGGACGACGUACGAGCCAGAGUAUCUGCCGCUUCGGACGCCUUCCGAAAAGCCGUCAUCGACACGCAGUCUAUGCGACAAGAAUACUUCAAUUUCCAAUUACCUAGGAUAUUACGGUCCUUGAAGGAGUGUUCGGAUGAAAUUGACUUGGGGUCGCAGUACCACCUCACUCGUUAUGCUUUCUUGUUCGAGAGUACUCUAAUGAGCGACGGAAAGACCCUCAUACCCUCGAGAGACGAUGGUUCCAAUAUUGGCUUGAAGACUGCCAUUGAAAUGAUUGACAACCGGGGAGACUUCAGGCUUUUUAUGCAGAACUAUGCAUAUGCCCAUGGUGGAACUGUGCCCAGAGGACCACGGAGGGAGGGCCCUUCGGAUGAGGGAUUCUUACCAUUAAUACCCUCGCAUCAACCAGAAAAACCUCAUCCGAGCCAACCAAGCUCCGUCAAUGGACACCACACGCCGGCGGAUAAAGGGAAGCCGACAUUUGGUGUUGAUCUAGGGGAGCAGAUGGCUCGAGACGAUGUUGACGUACCACGCAUUAUGAAGAAGUGCUGUGAAGCGAUCGAGAAAUAUGGCUUGGAGUCUCAAGGCAUAUAUCGUUUGAGCGGGACGACAAGCAAAGUCGCAAAGCUCAAGCAGUUACUGGACAAGGAUCUAGAAGGCGUGGACUUGGACGCUCCUGAAUGGUCGUCGGAUAUUAAUAACGUUGCGAGUGUGAUCAAGAUGUGGUUACGGGAGCUUCCCGAACCACUUAUGACCUAUUCUCUGCAACCAGGGUUCGUCGAAGCUGCAAAAAUUGAGAAUGAACGGUUGCGGCAUAUUAGACUUCAUGAGAGAGUGAACGAGCUCCCGGAUCCCAAUUACGCUACUUUGAAAUAUCUCAUUGGCCAUCUCCACAGAAUUUGUCAGCAUGAGUCUGUGAAUUCUAUGUCGACAGGAAAUCUUUCUAUUGUAUUUGGACCAACACUCUUUGGGCAACCUGUCAACGGCGCUAGUGGUAUGGCAGAUGCACCCCAUCAGAACAUGGCUGUGGAAACGAUCCUCAGCCACUAUACCGAUAUUUUUGUUGACGAGUCUGGGUAAGAAAAUUCGUCAGCUGUUAUGUGAUACCCCAUUCUUUCGGAACGCAUGCUCAGAUAUGCUUGGGUAAUGGAUUUGCUCUCUUCCGACUUGAUUAUUUACUUUAUUCUAGGCACAUAUGUAUUCAGCAUCUCACUGUAGGAAUAGCAUCAGUCCAAUCCAUUACAUUAUUGUUAUUCUCC
Marasmius oreades (fairy-ring Marasmius) is the source of this 2305-nucleotide messenger RNA. RefSeq lists its product as uncharacterized. Gene Ontology annotation, cellular component: cytoplasm. Gene Ontology annotation, biological process: signal transduction; regulation of GTPase activity. NCBI's taxonomy places the organism in Eukaryota, Fungi, Basidiomycota, Agaricomycetes, Agaricales, Marasmiaceae. The transcript is spliced from 13 exons. The coding region runs from base 141 to 2126 and encodes 661 amino acids. The record is from RefSeq and is a predicted model, not a curated record.